Venustampulla echinocandica is the source of this 1878-nucleotide messenger RNA. RefSeq names its product putative glutamyl-tRNA synthetase, cytoplasmic. The transcript has a single exon. Gene Ontology annotation, molecular function: ATP binding; glutamate-tRNA ligase activity. Bases 1 to 1878 code for a protein of 625 amino acids. The record is from RefSeq and is a predicted model, not a curated record. Gene Ontology annotation, cellular component: methionyl glutamyl tRNA synthetase complex; cytoplasm; cytosol. Gene Ontology annotation, biological process: translation; glutamyl-tRNA aminoacylation. Lineage: Eukaryota; Fungi; Ascomycota; Leotiomycetes; Helotiales; Pleuroascaceae.
AUGAAGACAGAAGAAUUGUCGCAACUUGCGACGAGUCUCGCAGCGACAGACUUCAAGGCUAUUGAGCCCCAUCUGAUUUCUCUAGAUAAGCAUCUCCUAGUCCGAACCUAUCUUGAGGGCUACUCCAUCAGCGAGAUUGAUACGAAAAUAUGGAUCACGAUCCGCACCAACAAAGUCGCCAACGCAUUCCUGAAAAGGGGAGCGCUUCCAAAUGUUGCAAGAUGGUUUAACUACGUUGAGCAGACACACCCUGAAAUCCAGGAGGAAAUCAAGGCCCAAGGCGAGGCGGAGAAGGCGAGGAAGGCGGCAUUGAGCAAAGCAGGUGCAAGCUACAAUAUCGCGUUGCAGGAGACUGAGAAGGGUGUCGUGACAAGAUUUCCCCCGGAACCAUCUGGAUAUUUACAUAUUGGUCACGCAAAAGCUGCGCUGCUCAAUGACUACUUCGCACACGAGCUCUACAAGGGCACAUUACUUCUACGGUUCGAUGAUACAAAUCCUUCAAAAGAGAAACAGGAGUUCCAAGACGCCAUUGUUGAGGACCUCGCACUCAUGGGUAUCAAGCCAGACAAGACGAGUUACACAAGUGAUCAUCUCGAGACCCUAUAUCAAUAUUGUAUCCGAAUGAUCAAGGAGGGCCACGCCUAUGCAGACGAUACAGAUCAGGAGACUAUGCGAGACCAGAGAAUGAAUGGUAUCGCCAGCAAAAAUCGCGAUAACAGUGUUGAGCAAAAUCUUGCAAUCCUGGAAGAGAUGAAGAUCGGGACCGAGAAGGGAUUGAAGAAUUGUAUUCGUGCAAAGUUAUCCGUGGACAACCCUAAUAAAGCUAUGCGCGAUCCGGUCAUAUAUAGAUGCAACCUCCUUCCCCACCACCGCACAGGGACUACUUGGAAGAUGUACCCUACAUACGACUUUGCCUGCCCCAUUGUCGAUUCUCUCGAAGGUGUGACCCAUGCUCUAAGGACGACAGAAUACACGGACCGCAAUCCGCAGUACCAGUGGUUCCUUGACACUUUAAAGCUCCGCCAUGUUCACAUGUGGGAUUUCGCGAGAAUGAACUUCAUCCGAACGGAACUCUCAAAACGAAAGUUGACCAAGUUGGUGGACGCCGGUACUGUAUGGGGCUGGGAUGAUCCUCGAAUGCCCACUAUCCGUGGUGUUCGAAGACGUGGCAUGACAAUUCCCGCACUCCGAGAUUUUAUCCUGAAGCAAGGGCCAAGCCGGAACAUUGUAGUGAUGGACUGGACGAACUUUUGGGCUUCGAAUAGGAAGGAAAUCGACCCUGUAGCUCCAAGGCACACCUCAAUUGACGUGAAGGAUGCUGUCAAGGCAACCGUCACCAAUGGCCCAGCGGAAGCCUACAUUGAGGACAAACCUAAGCAUGGCAAGGUUCCAACGCUCGGAAACAAAAAAGUUGCAUACAGCAAAAGCUUGAUUUUUGACCAAGAAGAUGUCAAGCUCUUCAAGGAAGGCGAGGAGGUCACGCUAAUGAACUACGGGAAUGCUUUCGUGCGCAAGAUCAACGGCUCCAACCCAAUUACCGAUAUCGAACUCGAAUUGCACCUCGAGGGCGAUUUCAAGAAGACAGAGAAGAAACUAACAUGGCUGUCAACCGAAGGCCAAGAGCUUAUCAAGGCGGAAGUGUGGGACUUUGACUACCUGAUGACGAAAGACAAGCUUGAGGAAACUGACAACUGGGAGGAUUUUGUGAACCCUGACUCUGCGUGGAAGGUGGAUGCACUCUGUGAUGAGAACGUGAAGGACUUAAAGCAGGAUGAUAUCAUUCAGCUGGAUCGAAAGGGCUAUUACCGUGUCGAUAGAGCAGCUACGGCUGAGAAGCCUCUAGUGCUAUUUGGUAUCCCGACGGGAAAGACAAAGUGA